Messenger RNA from Monosiga brevicollis MX1, 7074 nucleotides. RefSeq lists its product as uncharacterized. Lineage: Eukaryota; Choanoflagellata; Craspedida; Salpingoecidae. Bases 1 to 7074 code for a protein of 2357 amino acids. Gene Ontology annotation, cellular component: nucleus. The record is from RefSeq and is a predicted model, not a curated record. Gene Ontology annotation, molecular function: transcription coregulator activity. The transcript is spliced from 20 exons.
AUGAUGUUUUCCUGUUCACACACACACACUCUCUCCUCUCUCUUCAUUGUCAGCAUCAUCUGUCAGCAUCAUAGGAGGACUCUGGUGUGCGUUGUACUUUUCCUUUGUGUCUUUGCUCUUUACUUCUCUCUCUCUCUCUCUCUCUCUCUCUCUCUCUCUCUCUCUCUCUCUCUCUCUCUCUCUCUCUCUCUCUCUCUCUCUCUCUCUCUCUGUGCUGCUCUCCCAUUUCCUCGGCAAGGGUGUGAUGCCUCGGUUGCUCCACCCUCGCUGCCCAACUCUAGUAGUUUGAGCUCGGGCGUCGUGGCCAUCUCUACAACCAAUGACCGGGAUAAUGUGGACAGCUUCUGCAACAUCGAGCUCCUCUUGCCACCCCGGCCUGAGCGCCAAGUAGUUGUGUCAACCCAGUCAAACGCCAGCAUCACUCUGAUUCCGCGCACGAGCUGGACUGCGGCAACCUCACUAUCAUUUCGAGGUCAUUUAGACGCCAUGAUGUGGUCAAUCGGCUACCCGCCGCUCUUGCCCCUGGGCCGAAUCGGUGUGAAGGUCACGUGCUCGCCCGACGUGGGUUGUCGUGUGCACCAAGGGAAUGUGACCAACGAUGCUGCGUCUGAAGAGGACCAAUACCACCCUUUGAUUACCAGCGCCGUUGCCAGUCCUGCGUUCCUAGACCUUUCCACAACCCAGGUGCUCUACCUGACCGUUGCCGUCUACGAUGACCAACAUUUGCACAUGAACUGCACCGUGGCCAGCCCCCGCUGUGGGCUCGGAACAUUGCUGCCCAUCACUGCAUCGCACACGGCCACACCUCAUGGUGACGCCUUUGUCUAUCAAGUUCUUCUUGGUCGUUGGUAUGAUCCCUAUGACCUCGACGCUUGCUUCCCAGAGGAGUACACAGUCAGGUGCGCAGAUCAAGCCAAAAGCAGCGCCGAACCAUUCCGCAUCACAAAUACUGUGAUGUCAACCAAGGGCCCCUCGACUGGCAACAUUGAGUUGCUUGAAAUUCUGGUCGAUCCCAGCCCCCUUUUCUUAGGGCGCAAGCCCUUUGUCACUCGCCCCAUCACGCUAGUCCUCAACAUUGGGGACACCAAGCUGGUGGACUGCACCUUGCACUGGCAAAUCACAUCAGUCGAUGGAAUGCAGACCGUGGAUGAGGCCAUGGUCACGCUCAACAUGUCGACGGCACACCUUUGGCCCGAUGCAAAGUUUGCAAGGCGCUUGCAUGUCUGGCACGCCCUGCGUGUACCAGGUUUCCGGCGUGCCAACGGUCGGCUUCGCGUUGUAGUUCAGCAAUGUCGAGAUUUUGCUAACACCACACAUGAGCUGCACGGUGCAACGGCUGCCGCCUUUGACCUCAGCUACAGCUCUGAUGUGACGCACAGCACGCCCAUCUUGGAGUGGGCUUGCAUCCUGACAACCCGAAUCUGGACCAUUCGUGAGAUUUCGAAUCAGCUCAAGCUUUCAUUGUUGGCUCAGAUUUUUAUCGAAGGAAACAAAACUUUGUUGCCGCCUGCCUUUUAUAGCGCCAGCUACCGCAUUGUCAAUUACACAACGGUACCCGUGCGACAUGAGGAUGAGCGCGCGGAUAGCUAUGAUCUUGAGGCAGCCACUCUUGCCCUGCUUGCAGCUGAACAAUUUCCAACCUUUCUGGCCGAACACAUGGACAACAACGAAUUGCGGGCUUUUCCUCUCAAAAUUCAACCAAUCUCGGGAACCAACCAGACGCGUUGCACUCUUCGAAUGGGCGCGGACUUGCUCGGGUUGAGUGCAAAUUACUACGCGCCAGCCUGGUUCAAGUUCCAGCUGACCAGCACUUACUCUGUAACACACAAUAUUUUCGCUGAACCCCAUCCCAACGCCGAUUCUUGGUUUUAUUUCAAGCCAUUCCUUCCAUCAAUACGGCCCCUCGCUCACGUCUCCGACCUUCGUCUGUGGGACAAUGGAGUGGAGUGUGAAGACGGCCAGCUUUUACUGGAAAUAGAAAUUUGGACGCCCUUGACCGGAGCGUGGGACUUGGAUAUUGUAUUGGCUCCUCUAGCGCAGUUAGACUUGAACAUCACGCUUUCACACAACAUGUCCGGGGCCAUCCCCACACCUGAGCGUUUGAACCUCACCUUUCCCUUAGUGAAAAGCCACUCUCUCUUGAUGCUCAAGGAGAUUGUAAUCAGAGAGUAUUCAAUAGGCGUUAUGAGCAUCUUCCCCGCCUGGCGACUUGUGCAAGACGGAGCCACAGCCUUUCCCAUAAACACCACUUGUCCUGAAUCUGACGCUCAAGAGAACGACGUCAUUGCCGAUGUGGUGCUGAAUCCGGCCGCAAUUGCCGUGACUAACAAGGAAGAACCCAUUUCCAUCACCGUGACCUACUCAAACUUUGACAGCUUUUUCUCCUACUGCAAUGCCACUUUUGUCUCUUCUUUUGCAGAAUAUGAAGUUUUGCUGUUGCCAACACGGGUCGGCAGCUUGCAUGGUCAGCUGUAUCUCUACCCUGGCGCCGACCAAGGAAGCUACAACCUGUCCCAAGUGAUUUGCAUUGACUUGCGCAACCAACGCGUGACCUUGCCACUUACUGGUAAUUUUAUUCAAGUCACACAGCCAAGUUUGCAAGCCCGUGUCGAGUCGGAGCUGUUACUCGAUGCACACGGUCAAGCGACAGACAUCCGCUCCCGACUCCGCACCAACAUCGCGGCUUCCGGUCUUUGUGUGGCCCUCGCCGCGGCGAACGGCCGCACCACACUCAUUGAACCCCGCCCAAGCUUUAUAUAUUACGACAGUAUGAACAACGGUGACAUUGAAGUGGGCUUCGCUACCUCCUGGGCCUGUGGCGUCGCGCACGUCAUGGCCGUCUUGACCACGGAUGGGAUAGUCCCUUUUGAGGCUUUCAAUAUGAGCGCGCGCCGUCUGAGUUUGGCUCAUCUGGGCACGGUCUACCCUGUGACGCAGCCAUCUGUCACUUUGCUCAAUACAAGCCUCAAUCUGGCCUCGUGGUCUCAGCUCGUGUUGAAGGUUGCCCUCAAAGACGCGGGUUCCCAUUUACAAUCCUGUACUCUGGUCUACUUUGUCCUCCAAGGCGGCGCUGCUCAGACUAGCCGCGUGACAGUGCCUGUGCACGCUCAGGGUCAGCCAGUCACAAUCGUUUUUAAGAUGCGGGUUGGCUCCUACUUUGUGAUCGACCACCUUGAAUGCCAGGGUUGGCAACGCACCGUUUCUUUCACGCGCGCUGACUUGGCCAGCGUGAGCCACAAUGACUCGCUCGUAAGGAUUGAGGAUCUGGGUCGUGUGCAUGCUGCGGGCAUGGAGCUGCUAGCGCCUGCCAAGACCAUGACACUUGUGACCGAGCUAGAAGGAGAGGGUUUGCAAGCGUGUACCCAAGCACUGGACGUGAGCAGUUCCAACGGCAUGCCCGUCCUGACCAUCAACGUGCCGGCACUCCUCCUUCGACACAACGAAUCGCAGUCGGCCCUCUAUGCAACGCUGCCUCGCCCACGCCUGGCCCAGGGCGAGAUUCAUUUGUCACUCGUGCCUGUUUGGCCAAGGUUGAUGUCCCACGACGCCGUUCUUGGGGUUCAGCCCUUUCCGAUGGGGAUGGAGCAGUUGGCGUCAGCAACCUCGGGGCUCUUUCUGACGCAGUGUUACAAUGCCUAUGCUGACCCUGUCAUGCAAACGCGACAAGCUCUGGCUCAGCUUGGUUCCUUCGUCGGCACCACGCUCUUGCCCCCAGACCUUCAGCUUGAAUGGAUUCAGGAGGUCUCAAAGUCGGGCAUGCAGACAUUCACGGUUGCCUUUACCCUGAACUUGGCUGAGGGCGAGCAGCUGGAAGGCUGUUCCUUUUUGUUCGAAGAGAUGGCUUUUGAUGAGUAUCGUCCAGUGACUUUGGUGGCGUUGAGCAACGCGCGCUGGAAUUUCACGUGGAGUUUGGCUCAUGCGGGUACUGCCGUUGCCGACGCACGCAUUCCCAAUACCCUAUAUGGUCAAAUUGCUUGCAUGACGAGCUGGGGUCGAUGGGCGGCGACCAACACUCUGAGCCUUAAUGCCGCGCUUGUCCCCAUGCGUUUGGACGAGGCAGCGCUGAACCUUACCAGCACCACCAUCAAUCAUAUCCCACUGUGGCAUUUCGAACUCACCCUGGGUGAUUUUGACCAUGGGCUCAUUGGAAGAUGCACUUUCAACUUUACGGGGGGCUUGCCUGAUCUACUUGACCUACGUCCCGUGCAUAAUGGGGCGCGUGCCGUUGAGGGCUGGCACCUUGCAAUGGAGGCCCUGCCAACUGAAGGUCUACUCGAGUGCGUUAUGCGAGGACGGGAGCGCGUUGUCCGCGCGAGCGUGCCAGUAACCGCUCCCACGAUGCACACGGACGUGUCGUCUGAGAGCGUGGUUUUUGUCAAGGACACCAGCUUCUCUGACAACUCGAGUGCAUCAAUGCAGCUCGUGUUUAGUGGCUCCGUCGAUGCCGUUGUUGCAAUCGUAGAAAUUCAAGGGAACACUGAAGGUGCAAACGAGGUUGUGCCCGGCUAUUUCAACGUGGCGCUGAAACCUGUCACAGCGGCAAGGGACGUCUGGGUACUCGACGCCAGCGCCAUUGCCCCGAUGCUGGCCUCGGUGAUAUCGCCGCAACCUCUGCACAGCCACCGCGUUCGACGUCUGCUAUGGCGUCUGGAGACCCGCACGUAUGGUCAAGACCUUCCGCCGGAGAACGUCCCAAGCUUUGUACAUAAGCAGCAGCCCGAAGUUCCCCAAAACGCCCCGGGCUGGCAUCCCGAUGAUCUGACCGAGGCGGGUUUGUGGGCAGAGCUGGCGGCCCCAACGUGCCCUCCGCUGGCCUCUCCGACGCGAGCCGGUCGGGCCUUGCCAUUUUUACCCCCGCGCAUCUUGUCCGCGCACUUUAUGCCCGCCAAGUCACAAUCAGGCGGUGUUGUCCAGCUUCGAGUGCUGUUUGAGGUGGAUACCCCCUCGGAUUUUGCGCGCCGACCCGACUGCCGUGCCGCCCUGGCUCAGAAACCUGGAGCUGCGACUGAGUCAAUCACGUGGAUUGCGUUGGAUACGGAUGUGCUGCGUCAAAACGGCACCCGGCUGCAACUGCGUGGAAGGUCAAAUUUUCGGUUUUUUGCAGACUCAACAACCGCUAGACUGUUCUUCCAUGGCUUGGAAUGUCGUACUCCAGAUGGAUCCUGGUCUCCAUCUGGGGUCUUUGGCCUCACGUGGCACAACCAAUCGCUUCAAGACGACGCCGCGACACUGGUGGUCAUGAGCCGAAACUAUGCGCCCCAACUUCUGUCCGUCGAUGUGACGCCCUUGGGGUUGCACAGACAGACUGUGCGCGUCCGAGUGUUGGGCUUUGCACCACGGGCUUUGCGCGCACAAAUUCGCGUAUGCCAUCUGUCGUUUCCAGAAUGGUGUGCGUGGGUGUGGCUUGGAAGCUCUUCAGGUGCUCAUUGCGACUGGUCAGGCAUUGCCCAGGGAGAUGAUGACACGUGCGCGGGAUAUCUAGGCGUCCAUACCGUGACGAUUCCACUCGAUUCCUUAACCAAUGGCCUGGCACCCGGCCUUUGGCGGAUCAAUGAGCUUCAAUUCGGUACCGUGAAGUUUGACGAAGCCACUCUGCUUCUGUACAGCGAAAGUGGGGAGGCAGCCACAAAUGUCAAUCUGAUUCACGAGUUAUAUGGCGGCUUGGCCCGGCCCGUACAAUUGGACUUGAUCCGUCACGAUGGGAUCAGUCCUCAAGCUCUAGCAGCUUUGGGCGUACCUGUUGACCCAUCCUUCCCGGACCUGACCGCGGGCUACUUUGUCAAUGCUUCUGCUUGGUCCACCAUCACGCUCAAGCUGAACGCGACGGAGGCCGUCAACGUCUCCGAGGCGAAACGUGACGCAUUGACCUUGUCCUACUUUGGGUUUAGCGCGUGUGAUAUACUUCUUCAGCCCCUGGAUCCCUACUCUGCCUGGCGACCAGGGACCAGCGCACCUACGUUUGGUUGUGGUGCGUCGGCGCCACAACGCUUGACCCUGCGGCGUGUUCCCAAUGUAUCAGCCUCUGUUGCUGUGAACGGUGACAUGGUAACGAGUACAUUUGUGUACAAUGUCAGCUUUCAUGGCCUACCAUGGCCCCGAGCCUACUUGCUUUUAGGCGUGUCCUGUGCCCGGCGCUUUGAACAGCCGCCCUGGGUCAAACCGUCCUCACCAAUCUGGAUAGGUAUCCAGGACGUGGAUGCACCCCUGCCGCUCAUAGCUGAGCCCCCCACCAUCACCACCACUGUCGGCACGUCCACUGCCACAUCAACCAGUGCGAGCACACUUUCUGAAACAACAACGACCCCCGCGGCGCCAAACACCUCACCAACGUACUCAGUGACCACAACGCUGGCGCCGGACUCGAUAUCCUCAUCCUCAAAUGCAUCUUCACUGGUACCCAUUGCGGCUGGCGCAGCUGGAGGUGUGCUCUUGCUGGCGGUGCUGCUGGUGCUUUGGCUGCGCCAACGCCGACCCCGUCGACCAGGCCCUAAAAAGGGCCGUGACCUUUUGCAAAAUGACAUGACGCCGGCAGCCAUUGCCGAGGCUAACGACCAGCUCAGCGUGCUCAGGGUCAACCAGUGGGCGGCGCAGAGUAAUGAUGGGGUUCACCCCGGGAUGAGCCUCAACCCACAACAUACUGUUGGCCCAGAUUUGUCUGCCUAUAGCUAUGCUUCGCCGUCACAGGUGCCGCAGACUGGCCUUGACGCCUAUGGCUACGCCGUGACUGAAGCACGCUCGGCACUCCCGAGCGCAUACAGUAUUGCAGCCACCCCUGCAGCGGGGCACCACCUAUACGCAGCCCCAACAUCUGAUGCUGCUGUAACCAAAAAUGCGCCGGCGUGGGCUGAUUCCGCUUACGAAAUGCCUCGACUGGACUAUGCUACGUUACAAAGUAAUCACCAGACCUAUGGUCAAGCAAACGCCGCGCAGACUGAUGGCGGUAUAAUCGCACCCCAAGAUCAGUUUUUGAUGCCUACGCCCAAAUUGGCGCAACGCGUGCGGCAUCUGCUGCACAUGCCUCCCACGGAUCGUUUGGAAGUGACCUUUAUGAAGCUGCCCCCGACGCCUCAAUGA